Messenger RNA from Habropoda laboriosa, 624 nucleotides. It is a transcript of the gene mRpS16, whose product is annotated as probable 28S ribosomal protein S16, mitochondrial. The coding region runs from base 199 to 624 and encodes 141 amino acids. The record is from RefSeq and is a predicted model, not a curated record. The transcript is spliced from 2 exons. Gene Ontology annotation, molecular function: structural constituent of ribosome. Gene Ontology annotation, cellular component: ribosome; mitochondrial small ribosomal subunit. Gene Ontology annotation, biological process: mitochondrial translation. NCBI's taxonomy places the organism in Eukaryota, Metazoa, Arthropoda, Insecta, Hymenoptera, Apidae.
CGUAGAUUUUAAUACAGAGUUUAUAACAUUAACUAAAAGGGUUAUUCAUUUAAUCGUGCUUAAUAUAACUUAACCUCCAAUAAUCAAAUGAGAACCAGUUUUUUACGUGACAGAACCGUAAGCUCAUGUGGCUCUAACAUAACCUGCAUUUGUAUAAACCAAAAAUAAUUAUUCGAAUCAAUUUAAACAUUUAAAGAGAUGCCCCGAUUACCAUUGCACCCAGCAUCCGGAACUGGUAUUAAUAGUGUAUGGAAGAAAAGUAUACGAUUUGUUCGUUAUGGAUGCGCCAAUAGACCUUUCUUUCAUAUUGUUGUUAUGAACACAAAACAAGGGCAGCAUAAUCCACCGAUAGAACAAUUGGGUAGCUAUGAUCCUAUGGCAAACAAAUAUAAUGAAAAAUUAGUUUCAUUGAAUUUUGAACGUAUAGAAUAUUGGCUAGGACAAAAUGUGGAAGUAUCUAGACCAAUAGCUGCAAUAUUAGGAAUUGCAGGUUUCUUUCCAAUUCAUCCAACAUCAUAUAUGACAGCAUGGAGAAAACGCAAACGUGAUGAAGAAGCUGAAGCAGCUGAAGCAAAUAAAACAUCUGAAGCAGAAACAGAAGGCAAGGCAGAAAUUGCAGGCUAA